Exophiala spinifera is the source of this 1593-nucleotide messenger RNA. RefSeq lists its product as uncharacterized. Bases 1 to 1593 code for a protein of 530 amino acids. The record is from RefSeq and is a predicted model, not a curated record. The transcript has a single exon. NCBI's taxonomy places the organism in Eukaryota, Fungi, Ascomycota, Eurotiomycetes, Chaetothyriales, Herpotrichiellaceae.
AUGCAUAACAUCUUCAAUCAUCAGAGAUGGGCGGCAACCGCCCUGGCAGGGUUGUUGAUGCUCUGCCCUGCAACAUUCGCCCAAACCAUUGCACCGUCGAACAGUUCUCAAGAUCUAUAUCCAGCCGCGACCUCCCCGAGGUUUAUCAUGAACGGCACCGAGUUCCCAGACAUACCGCCAGUGCGAUUGGCUCCCUUGGGAAUAUAUGCCGAAAUGUCACAUAGCAACUUUGUUCAGGUUGAUGUUGAAGGGCACCUGGUGAAUGUCAAUGCCGCCAAUGCCAACGACGUCAGCGGUAACAACCAAUUCUCCUACAUGUCCUGUGACCCAGAGGCAUAUAGUGACGGCAACCUGGAUGCAAGUGCAGUCUUUCGUAUGGCCGUGAAUGCGGCCAAUGCCGACAUCAUCAUUCUAUACAGUGAAACAAGUGAUCACUGCUCUGCGACUGGACUGAGUAGCCUCCCGACCAUAGGUGGCAUCCUCACCACAACCGACACAAUGACAGCGUCCAGCCUGGCCAGGCUGGCUCUGGAUCAACAGAGUACUGGAACGGCUUCGAUUCUCCCCGAUCUCAACUCCUACACCAAUUCAUCAAGCGGUGGCUACGGCAACAACUCUCUUGGCCAAUCUCCUACUACAGCAGUCGCGAUGAUCAUCCUAUACUCCAUCACCGGCGUUAUCACGGCCCUCUUUGUCGUCAUCAUCGUAACUGGAGCUAUUCGUGCACACAGACAUCCAGAACGUUAUGGUCCGCGAAACAUAGUAGGCCGCGGCCGUCAGAGUCGCGCAAAGGGUAUCGCAAGAGCUAUGCUCGAGACCCUUCCCAUUGUCAAGUUCGGAGAUCACCAAGACCUCCCCACCACCAAGCAGCAAUCCACAGAUAUUGAAAUGAACGCCGGCACGCCUGCCAAGGAUUCAACCGCUACCGACCCCAUGGACGCCACCAAAGCAGUAGGGGGGCCCGAGGCCAGUGCAACAGACAACAAUAGCACGACAGGCGUUAAUCAGACACCGCCGCAAACCCAGGCCGCUAUCGCGACGAACAACGCCGAUGGUACUGAUGCAGAGGGUCACCUAGGCUGCUCGAUAUGCACAGAGGACUUCAACAAGGGUGAAGAAGUCCGGGUACUGCCGUGCAACCACAAGUUCCAUCCCGUUUGUGUCGACCCAUGGCUCCUGAAUAUCAGUGGUACGUGUCCAUUGUGUCGAAUCGAUCUACGACCCCAGGGUGAAGUCGAAGGCGAAGUUGGCGACUCGGAUGCUCAAAACGAAGCCCAGCGCAGCGGUUCAGACGCCGCGUUACCGCCUCCACUUGCAGCUGCGGCCACGGGGGCCAAUGCUGAAGAGACUACCCAUCGUGGUGGACGCAGGGAGACGAUUACCAACCUCCGUCGCUUUGCCCAUGCUUCAAGAGAAGAUCGAAUCGCGGCAUUGCGGCGAUUCAGACAAGAGGGUAUAAGCUCGAACGCGGGCGCUACCGCAGACGAUGCUGCCAGUGCACCUCGACAGUCGGAGGAGGAACGAACAAGCCUCGCGAGACGGUUUAGGGAGCGCUUUAGAAUCCGCACGGAACGACGAGGCACCACCAAUUGA